AUGGUGGGUCCCUCCCAAGCGGACAAAUCCACCCUCAAAUUCCUCUGCAGCUACGGCGGCAAAAUCCUCCCCCGUUAUCCAGACGGCAAGCUCCGUUACCUCGGCGGCCACACCCGCGUCCUCGCCCUCCCUCGCUCCACUCCCUUUUCCGGGCUUAUGGUGAAAUUGGGAGAACUAUGUGGCUCACACGUCACCCACCUCCGUUGCCAGUUACCCACCGAAGACCUCGACGAUUUGGUUUCCAUCACCUCUGACGAAGACCUCACUAACCUCAUAGACGAAUACGACCACGUUUCGUCUUUAAAAAUCAGAGCCUUCCUUUUCUCUUUGCCCACUCUGUCAAAAACGUCGUCGUCUUCCACGCUGUCGUUUUUCUGGCCUACGGUUACGGCUCUGCGCCCGGUUGUGGUACGUCAGAUGUCACCGGCUACCGCUAUGAAGAAGUCGAAUGUUCCUUUAGCCUACUCUGGUUAUCCCCGCAUUCAGGGGAAUCGGGGUGUCUCAUCUUCCUCCAUGUCAAGUACCACAAAGUCAACUCCUCGAUUGAAGCACGGUCUUGCUCAUAGUGAUGCAUGGUCGUUCUUUUAUUACUGUCAUGGGCGUCCUUGUAUAAGCACGGUCAUGCUUCUAUUGUAG
Messenger RNA from Abrus precatorius (Indian licorice), 636 nucleotides. RefSeq lists its product as uncharacterized. The transcript has 4 exons. Bases 1 to 636 code for a protein of 211 amino acids. The record is from RefSeq and is a predicted model, not a curated record. Gene Ontology annotation, molecular function: protein binding. Lineage: Eukaryota; Viridiplantae; Streptophyta; Magnoliopsida; Fabales; Fabaceae.